UCUUCUGGCAUGGGCGGGUUUCUUUUCCUUUCCUGUUCGUAAUAUGUUUACCGGCGGCCUGCGCCGGUUUGACACGACACGCUCACCCUUCAGAAGCAGCCAAUCAGAGCGCAGACGCGUAUUUUGAACUGUGUGCUACAAACGGACGGAGCGCUGUGGGAGCAGGCUGAGAGGGACGCUCCGCUUGUCUUUUUUGACAAGUUUCGGUUGUUUUAAGGGCUGUUUACGGAUUAAACUCGACAGAUUCUGGGAUUUAACCAUGAGAAAGAGCGAGGUGCUCGCAGCAGAGGCGGUGUCCUGCCUGAAUAAAGCGCUCUGCCACCUGAAGGAUAUCUGGGAGGAGAUCGGUAUCCCGGAGGACCAGAGGCUGCAGAGGACUAACGUGGUCAAGAACCACAUCAAGAGUUUACUGGACAUGAUGAUCAAAGAAGAGGAGUCUUUGAAAAACAGGCUCAUAAGCAGCAUUCAGACAUGCAGGACAGAGAUGGAGCAGCUCUACCUGGAACUUCAGCUGCCUGUGUUUGAGGAGGAGAGGGGAAUCAGCAUGCUCCAGCAAGAGAAGAACAUCCGCACCCAGCUCGAGGCUCUCAUGAAGGAGAAGACUCAGCGGAUGCAGCAGCUGAAGGUGCUGAUGGAGCAGGACCAGGACCUGUGUGACAUCCUGUGCUCUAUGCCGUACGGCAUCGCUCCGACCUCCGUGCCCUCGCCGGAGCAGCUGGAGAGCUUCUGCCAGCACGUCGCCAACCAGAACGCAGAGAAGGCGAGGCGCUAUGCUGAGUUCAUGGACCUGAAAAAGCAGAUCAUUCUGUACAUGGAGGAGCUGGAUCACGUGCCCGAGACCAGCUUCGAGAAGGACGUCGUCUGUGAGGACGAGGACUCUUUUUGUCUUUCCAGAGACAAUAUCACGUCGCUCAAGCUGCUGAUCUGUCAGCUGGAGGAACGCAAGGCCGAGAACGAGGCGACGUGCGAGAGCCACAGAGAGAAGAUCCAGCAGCUGUGGGACAGACUGCAGGUCCCUCAGGAGGAGAGGGAGGCCUUCAACGAACACAUGGUCUCAUCCAGGAAGAGGAACCUGGAAGCGUUACAAGCAGAAGUUCAGCGUCUGGAAGAGCUCAAACUGCUAAACAUCCGCAACGUCACCGAUGCCAUCCGCUCCGAGAUCGCCGUGCUGUGGGAGAAAUGCUUCCUCAGCACGGACCAGCGGCAGGCGUUCACACCAUAUUUCAGCGAGGAUUUUACCGAAGAGCUGUUGAGUCUGCACGAUGCUGAGAUCCAGCGCUUGAAGCAGCAUUACGAGGGUCACAAAGAGCUUUUUGAGGGGGUUCACCAGUGGGAGGAGAGCUGGAGACUCUUCCUGGAGCUGGAGAAAAAAGCCACAGAUCCGACACGGUUCACCAACAGAGGCGGGAAUCUUCUUAAAGAGGAGAAGCAGAGAUCUGAGCUGCAUAAAAACCUGCCCAAGCUUGAAAAGAAAUUAAAGGCACAGAUCGACGCGUGGGAAGGUGAACAGGGUCGUGAGUUUCUCGUGAACGGACAGAAGUUUCUGCAGUAUGUGGAGGAGCAGUGGGAGCUGCACCGGAUAGAGAAAGAGAAGGAGAAACAAGAGCGGCAUCUGAAGAAGAGCAAACAGACCGAGGAGGACAUGCUGUACGGAACAGCCGUACGGACGCCGACCAAGCGCAGACUGCUCGGCACUCCGACCUCUAAUAAAUCACGAAAGUUUAACGCGACUUCCAGCAUUUCUAGCGGCACGUCUAACAGCACCAUGCGCUCUGCCUUUGGUGGAACUGUCUGUCGCUCGCCUGUGCCCCGCCCGCCGCUCUCAGCAAACAAGGUUCCAGCAGCACGGACGCCCGGCGGCGGCAAACCUCCCCACCCGCGACUGCAAGGCUGUAACAAGGAGAACGAUGCCCAACUGAAGGGCGCGUCCCCUCUGAGCGGUGCGUUGCUGGUCCCCGCUAGUCAACAGCGUAACUUCAGCAUAACCUCUGUUGCCAGCACAUAUUCAGAGUUUGUGAGGGACUUGGUCAACACUGAAUCUGUUCAGUCAAGCGAGACCUGUCCAAGGCCUCUAUCGCCAAGGUCCAGCACAACGUCCUGAACUCCACUACCACCAACCUUUGACCUCUCCGCCCUGAUGGUGGCUGCACCAGCUUUCAUAUCAUAGUCCUUUCAACGAAGCUCUGAUCUCACUACCUUUCACUGCUAUCUGCUUUUAUAUGUAAAUGAAGGUAAUAAUAUAUUAAGUGUUUGGUCGGUGAUAAACAAAGAAUCUUUGUCACUGUCUGUAAAGGGGGGAAAAAUUUGUAUCCUAAGUUAAACUAACACUACUUUGGCUCUAAAUUUUGCCAGUUAUAAAGAUGUAAUAAAUGUCAUCUGCAUCUUGUACUGCACAUAAUUUUUUUUAAAAAGGAACAAAAGAAAGUUUUCACUUUCUUGGUUAGUUAUGCAAUGUGGAGUUACUGGCCAAAUGUAUUAUGAAUACUUUGCACUUUUUUAGAGAAGCUAUAGCAGCACAUUGUGUAAUUUUACACACACACACACAUGCUGUGUCAUCCAAAUCUGUUUUUAUAUGUGUAUGUAUUUGUGUAUAUAUUUCUUUAUAUAUCUUCUGUUCUCUUCAUAGACUCUGCUCUGUUUGGCAAAGAUGUUAGUUUAAACAGGACUCGGUGCUGCGUGAAAAUAGAGUUCAGUCACAGAUUCAGCACAUUAUCAUGGCUGAUUUGGAAACUCUUGUCAAAAUAUAAUAAAUGCAUUUUCACACGAAAA
Molecule: messenger RNA, 2769 nt
Organism: Larimichthys crocea (large yellow croaker)
Lineage: Eukaryota; Metazoa; Chordata; Actinopteri; Sciaenidae
Gene: prc1b
Product: protein regulator of cytokinesis 1b
Exons: 15
Coding region: 260-2101 (613 amino acids)
Biological process (GO): mitotic spindle midzone assembly; microtubule cytoskeleton organization
Cellular component (GO): spindle; cytoplasm; mitotic spindle midzone
Molecular function (GO): microtubule binding
Source: RefSeq, a predicted model, not a curated record